AUGCGAAACUUCCGGGACCCGUCUUCCGGCAACAUUUUGGGUGCGCCAUGGCGCUGUUUUUUUUUUUUUUGUGUGUGGUGGCGGGUGUGUGUCCUGGAGGUGGCGCCCAAGGCCGCCGCCCAUGACACGGGGUUCGGGACGCCCCAAAACGGCACCCCCCUCACAACGACCUGGGCACCCUUGGGCUUCCAACUAACGCUAUAUAAGUAUCAGUUUCUGUACUUUAUUGGGAUGCGAAACUUCCGGGACCCGUCUUCCGGCAACAUUUUGGGUGCGCCAUGGCGCUGUUUUUUUUUUUUUUGUGUGUGGUGGCGGGUGUGUGUCCUGGAGGUGGCGCCCAAGGCCGCCGCCCAUGACACGGGGUUCGGGACGCCCCAAAACGGCACCCCCCUCACAACGACCUGGGCACCCUUGGGCUUCCAACUAACGCUAUAUAAGUAUCAGUUUCUGUACUUUAUUGGUAUGCGAAACUUCCGGGACCCGUCUUCCGGCAACAUUUUGGGUGCGCCAUGGCGCUGUUUUUUUUUUUUUGUGUGUGGUGGCGGGUGUGUGUCCUGGAGGUGGCGCCCAAGGCCGCCGCCCAUGACACGGGGUUCGGGACGCCCCAAAACGGCACCCCCCUCACAACGACCUGGGCACCCUUGGGCUUCCAACACGCUAUAUAAGUAUCAGUUUCUGUACUUUAUUGGUAUGCGAAACUUCCGGGACCCGUCUUCCGGCAACAUUUUGGGUGCGCCAUGGCGCUGUUUUUUUUUUUUUGUGUGUGGUGGCGGGUGUGUGUCCUGGAGGUGGCGCCCAAGGCCGCCGCCCAUGACACGGGGUUCGGGACGCCCCAAAACGGCACCCCCCUCACAACGACCUGGGCACCCUUGGGCUUCCAACCGCUAUAUAAGUAUCAGUUUCUGUACUUUAUUGGUAUGCGAAACUUCCGGGACCCGUCUUCCGGCAACAUUUUGGGUGCGCCAUGGCGCUGUUUUUUUUUUUUUGGGGGGGGGGGCGGGGGGGUGUCCCGGAAGGUGGCGCCCAAGGCCCCCCCCCAAGAAAAGGGGGUCGGGAAGCCCCAAAAAGGCACCCCCCCCACAAAGAACUGGGGCACCCUUGGGCUUCCAACUAACGCUAAAAAAGUAUCAGUUUCUGUACUUUAUUGGUAUGCGAAACUUCCGGGACCCGUCUUCCGGCAACAUUUUGGGUGCGCCAUGGCGCUGUUUUUUUUUUUUUUGUGUGUGGUGGCGGGUGUGUGUCCUGGAGGUGGCGCCCAAGGCCGCCGCCCAUGACACGGGGUUCGGGACGCCCCAAAACGGCACCCCCCUCACAACGACCUGGGCACCCUUGGGCUUCCAACUAACGCUAUAUAAGUAUCAGUUUCUGUACUUUAUUGGUAUGCGAAACUUCCGGGACCCGUCUUCCGGCAACAUUUUGGGUGCGCCAUGGCGCUGUUUUUUUUUUUUUUGUGUGUGGUGGCGGGUGUGUGUCCUGGAGGUGGCGCCCAAGGCCGCCGCCCAUGACACGGGGUUCGGGACGCCCCAAAACGGCACCCCCCUCACAACGACCUGGGCACCCUUGGGCUUCCAACUAACGCUAUAUAAGUAUCAGUUUCUGUACUUUAUUGGUAUGCGAAACUUCCGGGACCCGUCUUCCGGCAACAUUUUGGGGGCGCCAUGGCGCUGUUUUUUUUUUUUUUGUGUGUGGUGGCGGGUGUGUGUCCUGGAGGUGGCGCCCAAGGCCGCCGCCCAUGACACGGGGUUCGGGACGCCCCAAAACGGCACCCCCCUCACAACGACCUGGGCACCCUUGGGCUUCCAACUAACGCUAUAUAAGUAUCAGUUUCUGUACUUUAUUGGUAUGCGAAACUUCCGGGACCCGUCUUCCGGCAACAUUUUGGGUGCGCCAUGGCGCUGUUUUUUUUUUUUUUGUGUGUGGUGGCGGGUGUGUGUCCUGGAGGUGGCGCCCAAGGCCGCCGCCCAUGACACGGGGUUCGGGACGCCCCAAAACGGCACCCCCCUCACAACGACCUGGGCACCCUUGGGCUUCCAACUAACGCUAUAUAAGUAUCAGUUUCUGUACUUUAUUGGUAUGCGAAACUUCCGGGACCCGUCUUCCGGCAACAUUUUGGGUGCGCCAUGGCGCUGUUUUUUUUUUUUUUGUGUGUGGUGGCGGGUGUGUGUCCUGGAGGUGGCGCCCAAGGCCGCCGCCCAUGACACGGGGUUCGGGACGCCCCAAAACGGCACCCCCCUCACAACGACCUGGGCACCCUUGGGCUUCCAACUAACGCUAUAUGUAUCAGUUUCUGUACUUUAUUGGUAUGCGAAACUUCCGGGACCCGUCUUCCGGCAACAUUUUGGGUGCGCCAUGGCGCUGUUUUUUUUUUUUUGUGUGUGGUGGCGGGUGUGUGUCCUGGAGGUGGCGCCCAAGGCCGCCGCCCAUGACACGGGGUUCGGGACGCCCCAAAACGGCACCCCCCUCACAACGACCUGGGCACCCUUGGGCUUCCAACUAACGCUAUAUAAGUAUCAGUUUCUGUACUUUAUUGGUAUGCGAAACUUCCGGGACCCGUCUUCCGGCAACAUUUUGGGUGCGCCAUGGCGCUGUUUUUUUUUUUUUUGUGUGUGGUGGCGGGUGUGUGUCCUGGAGGUGGCGCCCAAGGCCGCCGCCCAUGACACGGGGUUCGGGACGCCUCAAAACGGCACCCCCCUCACAACGACCUGGGCACCCUUGGGCUUCCAACUAACGCUAUAUAAGUAUCAGUUUCUGUACUUUAUUGGUAUGCGAAACUUCCGGGACCCGUCUUCCGGCAACAUUUUGGGUGCGCCAUGGCGCUGUUUUUUUUUUUUUUGUGUGUGGUGGCGGGUGUGUGUCCUGGAGGUGGCGCCCAAGGCCGCCGCCCAUGACACGGGGUUCGGGACGCCCCAAAACGGCACCCCCCUCACAACGACCUGGGCACCCUUGGGCUUCCAACUAACGCUAUAUAAGUAUCAGUUUCUGUGCUUCAUUGUCGCUUUCCCGCUCCGUUUUUGCGCUUUUUUGCGUGCAAACAAUGUACCCAUCCGCUUGCAGAGGACAAUCCGGCAGGAGGACCUCUAUCCCAGUUCCUGCGGGCACCCCCCCUCCUUACCAAGAAAAGUGGCGGGAAGGAACCCGCGCGACCGAAACACGUGGACAGCGAAGCCGUGCUGA
Molecule: messenger RNA, 3174 nt
Organism: Leishmania braziliensis MHOM/BR/75/M2904
Lineage: Eukaryota; Euglenozoa; Kinetoplastea; Trypanosomatida; Trypanosomatidae
Source: the annotation of a RefSeq genome assembly